AUGUCAAAGCGAAGUCGUGAGAGAAGUCGGAGUCCACCGGGCCGGAGGUACUCAUCCGGCAGCGCCUAUGGCAAUGGCAACAGGCGGCACAGCGGAGGGCGGGAAGAUCCGAGAGCGGGAAAGCUACGAGCAAUCAAGCAACUUCUUGCGGAGCCUGCGGAGCCCCGCAGCGGUUACGCCAAGGACCCGCCGGAAGAGCGGGCCGUGGAGUUGGCCCGCAUGCUGUCGGCGAGGCGGUACCUAGAUGGCGGCGCCGAUAUGGAGGACGUGGCCACCUUGCUGGUGGAGGCGGCAGGGACGCUGAGCAUCCAGACGCCGGUGUACGCCUUAACGACGGCGCUGUGCGUGGCGUCGGCCAAGUCGCCGAAGCGCUCCGGCAGCCGUGAGCGGGAAGGCGGGGGGGACGGCGGCGGGGGUGAUGAUAAUGAUGGUAACGCCGCUACCGCCAGGGACUCCAUGGUCACGGACGACGCGGCGGACUCUCGGGAGGAUGGUCCGUCUUUCGGGCGCUUGGUGGUGGACGGGUGUUGCCAUGCCUUCGCCGAGGCUCUUCGGAAGGGCGGGUUCAUAAGGGCGAAGCUCCUGCUGCGGUUCCUGGGAGAGCUUCUGAACUGCGGUCUAGUGGAGGCCCAGGAGUACGGGGACAUGCUCGCCAUGCUCUGCGCCGGCUACGUCAAGACGGAGGCGUGGGUUGCGGGAUUCAGCAACCUUAUGGACGAGCUGCGGUUGUUCAUGUCCGGGCGUCACGCGCCAUUCCGCCUCAACAGCCUGAGAGCGGUGUUCGUCACGCCGGAAGACGACGAAGAAGAGGAGGAAGCCCAGGGUGGAAACCCCGGGGCCGAUGGAGAAGACCGCCAAGGCGACCAACCCAAGCAGCCCAUGGAGGACAGCCUCUCCAUCCUGUGGGAGGUCGUGAGCGCGCUGCAUGACAGCGGCUGGAACGAGGACGACCUGCCGCGGGCGACGCCUCGGGUGUGGAAAACCCCGACGGCAGAGCCGAGGCUCUCGAACCUCAGCAGCCUGUCGCUGCCGGACGACUUUGUUACUUCGGAUACGAUCCCGGCGGAGUUGACGGGCAUGGGGCCGUGCGAGAUGGCCGCCUGCGCUGGCGUGGACGUUGGCACCACGAGUCCCGCAGACCGCCCCGACUGGAGCUAUGCUUUGGGUAUCAUGGGAGAGCGAGACCUGUUCGACGAGGAUGACGGUGUCGGACCAGCUUCCUGCUGUCCGGAGCUCCUGCCUAAGAAGGAGCGUGUCGUGCUGGUGGAGUACUGCAAGGAUAUCCUGGCCUGCUUCCAGCCUGUGUGUCGAGCCGAUGGCACGAAGGUUGGCAAGUGGGCCAUGCUUGUGGACCAGCUGGUCAGCAUUCGCGACUCGGCUCCGAGCGGGUGCCAGGUGGCCUACCUGAUCACGGAGGUUUUGUUCCUGGCCAUGCUCCAGUUACCCGCGGCGGAGCACCUGGCGAUUUCCUGCCACCGCACGAUCUUGGAGCUGUGCCGCAUCGUGCCCAAAGAGGCUCCUGCCGCGGUAUCGUACUGCACGGGGCGGCUGUUCGACGAGCUGGAACGACUUGAUUCCACGGUGGCGUCACGGUUCGGGACUUGGUUCGCCGACCACCUCAAGAACACCGAGUACAAGUGGCCUUUCUGGAAGCACUGGUGCAACGUGGUGGAACUGCAACCAGACAACGCUCAGAGGGUGUUCGUGUCGAACGUCCUGGCUGCGCUGGUGAAGCUGAGCUACACCGACAGAAUCAAGAAGACGUUGCCGGAGGCCCUCUGGCCACUCUUGCCGCUAGAUCCGACACCGGUAUGCCCGUACUUGGACGGAGCCACUGGGAUUCCCGCGAGUUUGCAGCGGAUCGCAGCCGACCUGUCGAGUCGCGUCUCCUCCCGAGAGGACGUGGAGGACCUUCAGGUCCUUCUUCGGGGGGGGCAGGCAUCACCGACACACACCUUCGUCUACCUUGAUAGGUACCGAAGCUACCUGCGGACUCUACGCCGGGACGAGGCGCUGGGAGAAGCCAAUCAGGUUGCAAUGCUGGAUGGCGUGGCGCAGCUUUGGGAGCAUUCUCCUCAGUGGUUCUGCCUGGUGUGCAAGUAUUUGCUGGACAUUGGAGUCCUAAGCCCCACCACCGUGGUCUACUACGUGUUCAGGGAGGACAACAACAACGCCAUCGCCCUCAGCCCGUUCCUGUGGGAGGUGAUGAGCAAAGCCAUAAGCUUGUACACGGACCGGGUGACCCUCUCUCUGGGCGAGCUGCGAGACUUGGAGAAGAGCGCGAAGGCUCUGGAUGAGGCUAUCGAUGAACGUCUCAAGAACAGGAGUCCGGUCCCUUCGACGGAGGAGGGCGACGACAAUGCGCCGCCGGCCGACCCGCAAGACGUGGAGGAGAAGCAGAGGAUGUCGAACGACAUCGAGGACCAGCGGGACGUCGUCCGCGAGGCGGUGCAGCAGGCGAGGGCCCUGUGCACCGCCACCGUCUCCAGCUUCGUGCAGGCCCUGGCGAACGCCCUGCCCCAGUACGCGGCCAACGGGAUGACCGACUUCUCCGCGGACCCGUGGUGGGUGAGCAUGACGUCGUACCUCAAGGGGUCGCUGUCGUUGUUUUCCGCGCUGCCGGGGGUGCCAGCGCGCCAUUUUACCGCCGCCACCGAGGACGACGACGAAGGCGAAGAGGAGGCGGUGGAGGAGGAGGAGGAGCGGCGGAUCCUUACCGCCGGCGAGGUGGAAGAGUUGGCGACGGCUGCCGGGUGUCUGGAGCACGUGGAGGCCAUUGUCGUUGAUCUCAAGGGCAUGGCAUGAGCGGUUUUGCGGAGCAGAGCAAAAUCGCGGGCGCUUGGAGUGGAGUUGGCGCCGAAGCCUUGCUCCCUGCCGUACUUGCAGGCCACGGAAGAGCGGGGAUAGAUGUCGCACCACCCGAAGGUCAAGAUUCGGUUGGCCAGUAGCGAGCAAGGCGGAAGGGUGCGCAAUUCAUCUUGUCGUCGUUCUUGUUGGUGUCUCUCUCAUGAGGUCGUAUGCAUAAGCACUACCGCCCUACGUAGUCAUUAGUCACAAGCGGGGCAAAAAGCAGCGUGCCGGAUGGCGAAAGAGACAAGAGCACGUACGGUAUGAAAGCGCAUAAUCUUGGACGCGGGGGGUUCCUUUUUCAGCUGAAUGAGACGAAGGCUUGAUCUCACGUGCGGCUUGAGGUGUAGGGAGGAGAGGGGGGCGCGUCUCGUUAUUUGUAGGUGGUGCCAAGGGCACCGCGUAGGCUGAAUCUCGUCUACCAGCACCGACUAGUCUUGAGCAACGAUGUAGCAAAGUCUGUUGCAGCAACAACCAAAGGUGGUGCGCUAUUGAUGUUCGAACAAGAAUGGC
This is a messenger RNA of Ectocarpus siliculosus, 3360 nucleotides long. The record is from the annotation of a GenBank genome assembly. NCBI's taxonomy places the organism in Eukaryota, Phaeophyceae, Ectocarpales, Ectocarpaceae.